AUGGAAGACUUCAGGCUUGAGAGCGUGCUGUUGGUCGGGAGCGAUCACAAGGUUGGCCUUGGCUUGGUGCAGCAGUUCUUGAGGCUGCCACAUCCUCCUCAGCAGAUCUUUGCCACCUGCCGAUGUCCUGAUGGGCCUGAAGGACAGGUAUUAAAGGACACAGCUUGCAGGUGCUCAAGCCACUCCGCUUUGGUUUUGCUCGAACUGGAUGUCACAGAUCCUGACAGCAUCAAGGAAGCUGCCAAGAAAGUGAAAGAGCAUGUGGCAGGGCAAGGCCUCAACCUGCUAAUAAACAAUGCUGACGUCACUUUUGAAACUACUCUGGACUCUGAGAAUGCUCAGACCAUGGCAGCUGUGUAUGCCACAAACACCAUUGGGCCCAUGCAAGUGUGCCAGGUGUUCUUGCCUUUGCUUAAAACAGCUGCAUGGAGAAGCCAACGCAGAGGGAUGAGCUGCAGCAAAGCAGCGAUUGUCAACAUGUCCAGUCGCUGCGGCUCCCUCUCCGUCGUCGAUGGGUGGGAACGGAAGCAAGACGUUGGCUAUCGCUGCAGCAAGGCUGCUUUAAACAUGCUUACUCGGUGCCAGGCGCGGUCCUACAGCUUUUGGAAUAUUCUGUGUAUUUCUAUCCAUCCUGGAGGUAUGAAUACCCAGUUGGGAGCAGAGCAGGCAGCAGGCUCCUAG
Elgaria multicarinata webbii is the source of this 681-nucleotide messenger RNA. RefSeq names its product estradiol 17-beta-dehydrogenase 2-like. The record is from RefSeq and is a predicted model, not a curated record. The transcript has 6 exons. Gene Ontology annotation, cellular component: cytoplasm. The coding region runs from base 1 to 681 and encodes 226 amino acids. Gene Ontology annotation, molecular function: oxidoreductase activity. NCBI's taxonomy places the organism in Eukaryota, Metazoa, Chordata, Lepidosauria, Squamata, Anguidae.